Styela clava is the source of this 4151-nucleotide messenger RNA. Its product is annotated as DDB1- and CUL4-associated factor 8-like. The record is from RefSeq and is a predicted model, not a curated record. Gene Ontology annotation, cellular component: cytoplasm; Cul4-RING E3 ubiquitin ligase complex. Lineage: Eukaryota; Metazoa; Chordata; Ascidiacea; Stolidobranchia; Styelidae. Gene Ontology annotation, molecular function: protein binding.
AAAAAAUCUUUAAUCUCCAUCUUAUCAGAAACAUAUAUUUAACACCAUGGAGGGUAAUAUAGAUAAACCACCUGAUGAAGCUAUUCAAACCGAAGAAGACAAUCAAGACGCCAAAUCUGUAGAUGAUAUAAACUGCUCAAAAAGUGGUGAAGCUUCUGCAAAACAAGAUAUCAACUCCAACACAAUUUGCGAUAAUGCAGAAUCGCAUCCAGAUAAUGGGGACGAUACAGAAAUGAAUGUAAUGCACACCGAAAAUUCUCAAUUGGAUAUUGCUGAUGAAAAAGACUCGGAAAUGACUGAACAAGGAAAAAAAAAUGGUGUUGAGCAUGAAGAUGCUGAUAGAAGUAUAGACGUGGAAGGAGUAUGUGAUCACGAAUCAAAGAGAGAUGAAAGCACCAAUGUUGGAAAUAUAUCAGCAGAUCUGGGAAUUCAUUUGAGAGAAAAUUCAAAAAUUUUGUCAGAGCAAGUUAAUUCAAUGUGUACUGACUCUGGGACGAGUACUCAGAUUGAAAAAGAUGAACGUGAAAAACCAAGCGAUGUCAAAAUUACGAAAAUUGCGAAAAUGAAGCGAAAGAAGAGAAGUUAUAGGAAACAAAAGCAAAAAGAUAGAAAUACAGACACAGGAGAUGAAAAUGUUGUUGAAACUGGUGAAAAUAAAAUGGAUGUAGAUGGAGAAAAUUCACAAUCAAAAACAGAACAAGACUUGGAUGUAGAAGGACUUGAGAACUGUAAAAUCAGUGAAAAGGCAUCGUCAAGCAAACAAUCACCCUGUAGUAGUAGCAAGUUAAAACGCUCAAAAUGUAAAUCCCAACAAUCAUCUGCGGAACAUAAAAAACGAAAAAAAGCCUUAAAGUUAUCACCAGAUAAGAAACCCAAAGAAACAAAUUUAGAAGCCGGCACUUCUGGUGAGACUAAAAACGAACAGGACAAUGAAAAUGACGAAGCGCCGGACUCGGAAGACGAUGACAAAUCGUCUUCUACGGAUAAAACGGAAAGUUCAUGGUCAAGUUCGACUUCGUCAGAUUCAUCAAACCAUACUUCUGACGACGAGCAUGAAAAUAAAACCGAAACUGUUUUAACCGAUGAUGAAGUAUGGCUUGAAAAACAUACUGGGGUUUUAUCAUUACCAAGGUGGAAGGCAGUACAACAGAUACAGAAACGAGAGCUGGGAUGCUUUAAUCAAGCUUGGCAACAAAGGGUUUGUGGUUCAACAGCAAUGGUUAAAAGAUUGGAACAGCAGAUUACUUUAGAUGCUCAUAAAGGUUGUGUAAAUGCUCUACAUUUCAACCAAACUGGAACUCUUCUUGCUUCUGGUAGUGAUGAUUUGGAUAUUCAUAUAUGGGAUUGGUCUUCUACAUCUCAAGAGCCUUUCAUAUCCUACAAUUCGGGACAUAGAAGCAACGUCUUUCAAGCCAAAUUUAUGCCAAAUUCAAGCGAUUUGACUGUUGUCAGUGCUGCAAGAGAUGGCCAGGUCAGAGUUGGCUACCUGUCUUCAACGGGAUCGUGCAGAGACACAAAAAAAUUGUCACAACAUCGUGGUUCUGCACACAAGUUGGCGCUAGAUAGCACUGGAUGUAAAUCUACAUUUUUAUCUUGCGGAGAAGAUAGUGUUGUAAUGGGGUAUGACCUUCGUGAAACCAAGGCAUCAAAGAAAUUAGUAUCUGUGAAACAAGGAGACGAUAAAAUACCAUUGUAUUCUAUCGACACAAGUCCCCAUCGACCACAACAAUUUGCAGUGAGUGGACGAGACCAGUGGGCCAGGGUUUACGACAGACGAAUGCUAGAUCCUGAAGCGCCAGAAACUGUAGUUAAGUAUUGCCCCCACCAUUUGGAAACCGCUACUGACACUAAGGCUAAUAUAACCUGCCUCGUGUAUAACUAUGACGGUUCAGAAUUAUUGUGUAGUUACAAUGAUGAAGAUAUUUAUCUUUUUGACACAAACCAUUCGACGGGAUGCGAAUUUACCAGAAAGUAUAAGGGGCAUAGAAACAACGCCACAGUGAAAGGAGUCAACUUCUAUGGCCCUAAAUCCGAAUUUGUUGUGUCUGGAAGUGAUUGUGGAAAUAUUUUUCUCUGGGACAAAGAAUCCUCAAAAGUCGUACAGUUCAUGCAAGGUGAUGAUGGAGGAGUGGUCAAUGUAUUAGAACCUCAUCCAAAUUUACCUAUACUUGCAACGAGUGGUUUAGAUAAAAAUAUCAAAAUAUGGAGCCCUAUGGGUGAUGGAAGUUUCAAUGAUGAAAAAUUGAAAAAGCUGAUGCUUUCUAAUCGACAAGAAAGACACGAUGAAAGUAACGAAGGUCAUGUGAUCGACAGCCAUUUAUUAUGGUUUUUAAUGAGGUCUCUGAGGAACGCGAGGGGGAGGAGACAUAAUAGGAGGGAUGGUGAGGAAGAUGACGAUUCAUCUGAUUCUUCUUAUAACGAUUCAUCUGAAGAUUCUGAUAGAGAAUCUCGCAGUGACAGGAGGAGAAUGGAUUGUUUAACUUCAUAAUUUUCGAUUUUCUUCUAUUUUUUUCACUGUUCUUUUCUGUUGCUUCUUCUUUUCGCGUCUUCCAGUAUUUUCAAAUCAUGUUCUACUUUUAUAAACUUCAAACAGCACGAAAAGACAAUUUCGUACCAUGUAUAGCUGUGCAACAUUCAAGUUCAUUCAGAUAGAUACGUACUGGAUUACACAUUUCUCCAAUGGUAUAUCUCCAGAUUACAAAAAAGUUCUGAAAUUUAGUCAUUCAUUGAUAUGAAUUUGAUUCCAUUAACAUAGCAUACAUUCUACAUAGUAUCACAAAAACUGGGAUUUUUUGUUCGAAAAUAUUGAAUGUAAAUAUCAGUCUAGCUGAGAGAUGAAAUUAUAUAUUUAUUAUUAUAAGUUCAAAUAUCCAUAAAAAUGGCAACUUUCAUUGUAGCACAUUUCUAGACCAGUGGUCCUCAACCAAGUAUUUCGUGGCACUCUAGUGUGCCGACUGGUACAGUCCCAAGUGUUCCGCUCCACCUAAAAGUUUGAAAACUAUUAUUCUAGAUAGUGCUGUAUUCUUUAUUUUUUUAGAAUUUGUGAUUUGUAUUUCUCAUAGAAAGCAGGUAAUAUGUCUCAGAAUUUUGAUUAUGUCAUGAAUGCACCUCUGUAAAAACCAUACCGAUAUAAUGUGUUAUUAUAUUGCAUUGUAUCAGUUCAAUUCUACAAAGAUAAAAUUCUACUUUCUUUUGCUUUUUUGCCAAUCCUUUUUUUGUUUGAAAAUUUCUUGCUACUUAGCAUAUUAUGAUUCACUAAUUACUUGAUGCUUUGCGUCUUGCUAGUAUCGAAUAUUUGAUAAAAUGUAUAAAUUUUAGUAUUAUACUUUUGAAAUAAUAUCACAUAGUAAGAACUUUUAAAGUAAAUUGGAAACGAUAGAGCCAAAUCAAAAAGUUUGUUGUGGUAAUAUUCAAAUUUUGAUGUUUCACUUGACCAGAGACUAAUUUGAAGAUUGUUUGCACUAAAAAAUAUAUGAUUUGCCGCCGACAAAUCUUGACUCAUUUUGUCAUAAGUGAUUAAACGAAAUUAAAUUGCGGAUGAUUUGUAAUGGUACCGGUAUCUUUUGCUUAUGUCCAACUGACCAGUCUUAUUAGCAUUUCUGUAAGGACUGUUGAUUAUUGAUGGCAAGUGGAAUCCAUUCUGAUAGAUGUAAAUAUCCACUCUUCUAUUUUUGCUUACUGUGAAGUAUUUCUCAUCUUAUGUUUAUCGUGUUUUGAUAAACAGCUCGCCUUUAUUUCUUAUUAUGUAAAAUCGUUCAAAUGCAUAUUUGAGUUCCUUGAUUUGCGUUUUCAUUGUGAAAAUUUGAGGGUAGGCUGGAUGUUUAAAAUCCUCGUUCGAUUUUCAUCACCUAAAAUGUAUCCUUCGCCUGCUACAAGAAACGUUUCAAGCUGUGUAUUUAUUGCUCUUUGACGGUUGCAGUCCAAUACAUAGUUCGGGGGUAUUAUUACCAGAAAUAACUAAUCUCUUACAGUUACCGAAAGCAUGUGCGCAAUUUGUUUAUUCCAAAACUAUCUUCAGGCGGUUUUUUUAAUAAUAAAAUUCUGCUUAAAUUGAUUGCAGACAAACUUCAAUCAAGAUCAAAACAUUUGUAUCAUUGAUUUUGAAAUCAUUUCCUGAAACGGAUUGAUAAUAAAGCACAGUAUUUAAAUAA